Messenger RNA from Rhizopus microsporus ATCC 52813, 687 nucleotides. RefSeq names its product coenzyme Q biosynthesis Coq4. Gene Ontology annotation, biological process: ubiquinone biosynthetic process. The transcript has 3 exons. The annotation marks the transcript as partial. The record is from RefSeq and is a predicted model, not a curated record. NCBI's taxonomy places the organism in Eukaryota, Fungi, Mucoromycota, Mucoromycetes, Mucorales, Rhizopodaceae. Gene Ontology annotation, cellular component: mitochondrial inner membrane; mitochondrion.
UAUGAUACCCACAUUCCGAUUUCAAACACUGAAAGAACUGUUUUGACUGUUGGAUCUGCAUUUGCUGCACUUGCCAACCCGCUGCGAGGAGACAUGGUAGCAACAUUAGGAGAAACAACAGGCCACUUAUUUUUAACCAGGAUUCGAGAUCAAAUGCUUCAGUCAGACGAAGGACGCCGUAUUUUACGAGAACGACCAGUAAUUAAUACAAAGACAAUUGAUUUUGAUAAGCUCAAGGAAGAAUGUGCACCAGGUACAUUUGGACAUGCCUAUGUUUCUUGGCUUGAGGGUGAAGGUGUUACACCUGAUACUCGCUGUGAGGUUCAAUUUGUAGACGAUGAGGAGCUAGCCUAUGUCAUGAACCGAUAUCGUCAAAUUCAUGAUUUCUUUCAUACAUUGACUGGUCUGGGUGUUACAGUAGAAGAAGAAGUCGCAUUAAAAUGGUUUGAGUGGGUGCAGACAGGUCUUCCCAUGACAAUGCUCGCCUCCCUCUUUGGCCCACUUCGAUUGACUUGGCCAGAGCGCAUCAGGCUUUACCGAAACUAUGUACCGUGGGCACUUCAGUGUGGUGCGUCGUGUACACCUCUUAUGAACGUCUACUAUGAACAUAAUUUUCAUAUGCCACUUGAUGAGUUUCGCAAGCAACUUGGAAUUAUUUUACCUCCUUCCACGACUAACUUACAAUAA